CAUCCGGUCAAUGAGGUAGCAUCCGGUUGUUGUAGCCCAACAACUGUGGAAUAGGCGUAAGUGGUGCUGGUGCGCGUCGGCAUCCCGUGCAAAACACAAUGAUCAAACUGUUCUCGCUAAAGCAGCAGCAAAAGGACGGCGAAGCGACCGGCAAGGCGAGCAACCAGAAACGCGCCUCGGCCGCCCAGCUGAGGAUCACCAAAGACAUCAACGAGCUCAACCUGCCCAAGACAUGUCAGAUGGAGUUUCCCGACCCGGACGACUUGCUCAGCUUCAAGCUCGUCAUCUGUCCGGACGAGGGCUUCUACCGCGGCGGACGCUUCGUCUUCAGCUUCCGCGUGAGCGCCAACUACCCGCACGAGCCGCCCAAGGUCAAGUGCGAGACAAUGGUGUACCACCCCAACAUCGACCUGGACGGCAACGUGUGCCUGAACAUCCUGCGCGAGGACUGGAAGCCCGUGCUCACCAUCAAAUCCAUCGUCUAUGGGCUCCAGUACCUCUUCCUCGAACCCAACCCGGAGGACCCGCUGAAUAAGGACGCCGCCGAGGUGCUGCAGAACAAUCGGAGACUGUUUUUAGCAGCCCCUUCCGGCGACUGA
Messenger RNA from Ixodes scapularis (black-legged tick), 599 nucleotides. RefSeq names its product NEDD8-conjugating enzyme Ubc12-like. Bases 99 to 599 code for a protein of 166 amino acids. The record is from RefSeq and is a predicted model, not a curated record. The transcript has a single exon. NCBI's taxonomy places the organism in Eukaryota, Metazoa, Arthropoda, Arachnida, Ixodida, Ixodidae.